GGGGGGGUCGUGGAAGGGGGGAAGGAAGAAAAAUAUAUACCUGACCGCCCCCCCAAGCCUCCCCUUCCCGCUUUCCGGCCGUCCCCCUCCGCCCGGCGCAGCCCGCGGAGCCCCCUUCGGCUCUACCCAGCCCAGGCUGGGGGCCCGGGGGCGGCAGCGGGUCCCGACCGGCUCCCGGGCCGAGCCGAGCCCAGCCAAGCCGCACUGGCUUCUUUGUCUGCGGGCGGCGGCCGCCCUGGCCCCGGCCCCGGCCCCCUGGCCCGGGCUGUGAGAUGAAUCUCUAAUCGGUGGCCGCCGGGCACCCGGGACGAAGGCGGCUCGGGCUCGGGCUCCGGAUGCACUAGGUGUGGGCAGGCCCCCAGCACACCCUGACAAGUGACCAUGGAUCCUGAAGCCGGGCCAGAGUCAUCUCUGACUGUCAAUGAGCAGGUCAUCGUGAUGUCAGGCCAUGAGACCAUCCGAGUGCUGGAAGUUGGAGUGGAUGCCCAGCUCCCCGCUGAGGAUGUGGGCAAAGGACUGGAGGGUGUGGCCACCGAGGGCUCCCAGAGUGGAGGCCCUGCUGAAGCCAGCGAAGCCGCCGGUGAAGCUGGGCCGGACAACCCAGACUCCUCUGCAGAGGCAACUGUGAAGUCACUCCCGGGGAUCCCUCCAAGCCCUGCCCCGGCCAUUGCCACCUUCAGCCAAGCCCCGAGCCAGCCUCAGGCAUCGCAGACCCUGACACCACUGGCUGUGCAAGCUGCCCCCCAGGUCUUGACUCAGGAAAACUUAGCCACAGUUCUGACAGGAGUUAUGGUUCCAGCAGGGGCAGUUACUCAACCUCUUCUUAUCCCCAUCAGUAUUGCAGGUCAAGUGGCUGGUCAGCAGGGGCUGGCCGUGUGGACAAUUCCUACAGCAACCGUGGCUGCCCUCCCAGGACUGACCGCUGCUUCUCCUACGGGGGGAAUUUUCAAGCCACCUUUAGCUGGUCUCCAAGCAGCUGCCGUGCUGAACACCGCUCUCCCGGCACCCGUACAAGCUGCCCCACCAGUACAGGCCUCCUCGCCGGCCCAAUCCCGGCCACCAGGCCAGCCCCAGACGCUGUUCCAGACCCAGCCGCUGCUGCAGACCACACCUGCCAUCCUACCGCAGCCCACUGCUGCCACCGCUGCUGCUCCCACCCCCAAGCCAGUGGAUACCCCCCCACAGAUCACCGUCCAGCCUGCAGGCUUCGCGUUUAGCCCAGGAAUCAUCAGUGCUGCUUCCCUCGGGGGACAGACCCAGAUCCUGGGCUCCCUCACCACAACUCCGGUCAUUACCAACGCCAUUCCCAGCAUGCCGGGGCUCAGCAGCCAGAUCCUCACCAAUGCUCAGGGACAGGUUAUUGGAACACUUCCGUGGGUAGUGAACUCAGCUAGCGUGGCGGCCCCAGCACCAGCCCAAAGCCUGCAGGUCCAGGCUGUGACCCCCCAACUGUUGUUGAACGCCCAGGGCCAGGUGAUUGCGACCCUGGCCAGCAGCCCCCUGCCUCCACCCGUGGCUGUCCGGAAGCCAAGCACGCCUGAGUCUCCCGCUAAGAGUGAGGUGCAGCCCAUCCAGCCCACAUCAGCUGUGCCCCAGCCUACUGUGGUCAUUGCCAGCCCAGCUCCGGCAGCCAAGCCAUCUGCCUCUGCUCCCAUCCCAAUCACCUGCUCAGAGACCCCCACUGUCAGCCAGUUGGUGUCCAAGCCACAUACUCCAAGUCUGGAUGAGGAUGGGAUCAACUUAGAAGAGAUCCGGGAGUUUGCCAAGAACUUUAAGAUCCGGCGGCUCUCCCUGGGCCUUACACAGACCCAGGUGGGUCAGGCUCUGACUGCGACAGAAGGUCCAGCCUACAGCCAGUCAGCCAUCUGCCGGUUUGAGAAGCUGGACAUCACACCCAAGAGUGCCCAGAAGCUGAAGCCAGUGCUGGAGAAGUGGUUGAAUGAGGCCGAACUCCGGAACCAGGAAGGCCAGCAGAACCUGAUGGAGUUUGUGGGAGGUGAGCCCUCCAAGAAACGCAAACGCCGCACCUCCUUCACCCCGCAGGCUAUAGAGGCUCUCAAUGCCUACUUUGAGAAGAACCCACUGCCCACAGGCCAGGAGAUCACUGAGAUUGCUAAGGAGCUCAACUAUGACCGGGAGGUUGUGCGGGUCUGGUUCUGCAAUCGGCGCCAGACGCUCAAGAACACCAGCAAGCUGAACGUCUUUCAGAUCCCUUAGGGCUCAGCCCCCAGCCCUGUGUUCCAGCACUUUGUACUUUUCCCUUGGCUCCCGGCUGCAGCCACUGCCAUGACAACAUGUGCAGCCGCGCUCGCCCUAGGUCAUGAGACUCCGCUGUGUGCAUGUGCGUCAAUGCCUCCCUCUUCUCCCACACAUAUCUCACAUCAUGGGGAGGCCUGAGGAGCCCACGUGAGAGCUCCAGGCUCUGGGCUGGCCAUGCUGAAGAAGGAUUUGUGAUAUCACUUAGACAAGCACUUUGCUAACAUGGUUUCUGAAGGGUGAAUUCCCCGGCUUUGGGGUAGGGCCGUAGCAGCUCCUAAGGCCAUUAGCUCUUGCUUUUGAUGGCAUUCCCUUUCCGCUGCUCCUCUUCUCCUUUGUUCCUCUGUGUUAGUGUGGCAGGUAUGACACUUCAUCCAGUGGAGCCACAGCCUCCUGCUGCCCCUCCCCCACCCUUUGCCUGCAGGCACACUGUCCCCCUGAAAGGACCCAGGAGAUAAAAUUCAGAAAAGUGCUGUGCUGCUUAGAAGGUCAGACUCAAUGUCUGCCUUGACCUCAAGGUCAGAAGGGUCCCAUAGCUCUGGGGCCAGAACGUGUAGUCUUCUCUCCCACCUCUCCCUGGUUCCUUUGAGGGAACAGUUGCACUGAAACAGAACCUGUUCUUUUGUAAUCCACGUUGGAAGGAAGCAACAGUGAACUCUACCUGUCCUGGACUUGUCCUGGGUGUGCUGCAGGUUGGGAAUUUAAAAAAUAAGGCCAUUUUCCCUGAUUUUAAUCUAAUCUGUGUCCAUAGCCAUCCCUCCCACAAAAAGAGUGUGGGUUAAGGGAAUUUGCAGCCUGGAAAAUCCCACUACAAGCAGGCAGCUCUGGAGAAAAAUAAGGAAUGCUGACUUUCUCUUUCUCUUGUCCCCAGAACCACCCCCAACCCAGUACUGGGGCCUUCUCAAAAGAAGCAAAUUAAACAAUAAACCAGCCGGGCGCGGUGGCUCAUGCCUGUAAUCCUAGCUCUGGGAGGCCGAGGCGGGUGGAUC
This is a messenger RNA of Lemur catta (Ring-tailed lemur), 3245 nucleotides long. RefSeq names its product POU class 6 homeobox 1 (gene POU6F1). Lineage: Eukaryota; Metazoa; Chordata; Mammalia; Primates; Lemuridae. The record is from RefSeq and is a predicted model, not a curated record. Gene Ontology annotation, molecular function: RNA polymerase II cis-regulatory region sequence-specific DNA binding; DNA-binding transcription factor activity, RNA polymerase II-specific. Gene Ontology annotation, biological process: regulation of transcription by RNA polymerase II. The transcript is spliced from 11 exons. The coding region runs from base 382 to 2217 and encodes 611 amino acids.